AUGGCAGGGACCAAGGCCUGCAUGUUCUUCCUUCUAGUUUUGGAGAUCACCUCAGCACUGGGGAGGCAGAUGAUGCUCACCCAGUCAGUAAGAAGAGUCCAGCCUGGGAAGAGGACCUCAGGUGUCUUUGCCAAGCCUGCUAACCUCCUGGACAGUCCUGGGGAGUGGACGACCUGGUUCAACAUUGACCACCCGGGUGGGCAGGGUGACUACGAACGGCUGGAUGCCAUUCAGUUCUACUAUGGGGACCGGGUGUGUGCUCGGCCCCUGCGGCUAGAGGCUCGAACCACCAGCUGGACACCUGCAGGCAGCACUGGCCAAGUGGUCCAUGGCAGCCCCCUUGAGGGCUUCUGGUGCCUCAACAGGGAGCAGCGACCCGGCCAGAACUGCUCUAAUUACACUGUGCGCUUCCUCUGCCCUCCAGGAUCCUUGCGCCGAGACACGGAGCGCAGCCUCUGGAGUCCGUGGUCUCCCUGGAGCAAGUGUUCUGCUGCUUGUGGUCACCCUGGGGUCCAGACCCGGUCACGCACCUGCUUGGCGGAGACGGUGUCGCUGUGCAGUGAGGCCACGGAGGAGGGCCGGCAUUGCAUGGAACAGGCCUGUUCAGCGUGUGACCUUACCUGCCCCAUGGGCAAGCCGAAUGCUGAGUGUGACGCGUGCAUGUGUCAGGACUUCGUGCUCUAUGGGGCUGUCUCCCUCCCUGGGGGUGCCCCAGCCUCAGGGGCUGCUGUCUACCUCCUGAGCAAGACACCUAAGCUACUGACCCAGACGGACAGCAGUGGGAGGUUCCGAGUCCCUGGGUUGUGCCCCGACGGCAAAAGCAUCCUGAAGAUCACAAAGACCAAGUUUGUGCCUAUCCACCUCACGGUGCCUAAGACUAGACUGAAGGCAGCCACCAUCAGGGCGGAGCUCGUGAGGGCAGAAACGCCGUACAUUGUGAUGAACCCUGAGACGAAAGCGCGAAGAGCUGGGCAGAGCGUGUCCCUAUGCUGUAAGGCCACAGGGAAGCCCAAACCAGACAAGUAUUUCUGGUACCAUAACAACACACUGUUGGACCCCUACCUCUACAAGCAUGACAGCAAACUGGUGCUGAGGAAUCUGCAGCGGGACCAGACCGGGGAGUACUUCUGCAAGGCCCAGAGCGAUGCUGGGGCUGCAAAGUCCCGCAUCGCCCAGCUGACUGUCAUAGCCCCUGAUGAGAUUCCUUGCAACCCAACCCCUGAGAGCUACCUUAUCCGGCUGCCCCAUGACUGUUUCCAGAAUGCCACCAACUCCUUCUACUAUGAUGUGGGUCGUUGCCCUGUCAAGACCUGUGCAGGGCAGCAGGAUAAUGGGAUCAGGUGCCGAGAUGCUGUGGAGCACUGCUGUGGGAUCUCCAAAACAGAGGAGAGGGAGAUCCAGUGUAGCGGGUACACGCUGCCCACCAAGGUGGCCACCAAGUGCAGCUGCCAGCGGUGUACGGAGACUCGGAGAAUCGUGCGGGGCCGAGUCAGCGCAGCCGACAACGGGGAACCCCUGCGCUUCGGCCACGUGUACAUGGGGAACACUCGUGUGAGCAUGACGGGCUACAAGGGCACGUUCACUCUCCACGUCCCUCAGGACACAGAGAGGCUGGUGCUCACAUUUGUGGACAGGAUGCAGAAGUUCGUCAACACCACCAAAGUGCUGCCCUUCAAUAAGAAGGGGAGUGCUGUGUUCCAUGAGAUCAAGAUGCUUCGGCGGAAAGAGCCCAUCACCUUGGAGGCCACGGAGACCAACAUUAUCCCCUUGGGGGACAUGGCUGGUGAAGACCCUGUGGCUGAGCUGGAGAUCCCAUCCAAGAGUUUCUACCGGCAGAACGGGGAGCCCUACCUGGGAAAAGUAAAGGCCAGUGUGACCUUCCUGGAUCCCCGGAAUAUUUCCACAGCUACUGCUGCCCAGAGUGACCUGAACUUCAUCAAUGAUGAAGGAGACACUUUCCCUCUUCGGACAUAUGGCAUGUUCUCUGUGGACUUUAGAGAUGAAGCCACCUCAGAGUCCCUUAAUGUUGGCAAGGUGAAGGUUCAUCUUGACUCAACCCAGGUCAAGAUGCCAGAGCAUGUGUCCAUGAUGAAACUCUGGUCACUCAACCCAGACACAGGGCUGUGGGAGGAGGAAGGUGACUUCAAACCUGAAAGCCAAAGGCGGAACAGAAGGGAAGACAGGACCUUCCUGGUGGGCAACAUGGAGAUCCGUGAGAGGAGGCUUUUUAACCUGGAUGUCCCGGAAAGCAGGAGGUGCUUCAUCAAGGUGAGGGCCUACCGGAGUGAGAGGUUCUUGCCCAGUGAGCAGAUCCAGGGGGUCGUGGUCUCUGUGAUCAACCUGGAGCCCAGGACUGGCUUCUCCUCCAACCCCAGGGCCUGGGGCCGCUUUGACAGUGUCCUCACGGGCCCCAAUGGGGCCUGCCUGCCUGCCUUCUGUGACGACCAGUCCCCCGAUGCUUACUCUGCCUACGUCUUGGCCAGCCUGGCCGGGGAAGAACUGGAAGCAGUGGAGUCUUCUCCCAAAUUCAACCCAAAUGCAAUCGGUGUCCCUCAGCCCUACCUCAACAAGCUCAAGUACCGCCGGACAGACCACGAGGACCCACGGGUCAAGAAGACGGCUUUCCAGAUCAGCAUGGCCAAGCCAAGGCCCAACUCGGCUGAGGAGGGCAAUGGGCCCAUCUAUGCAUUUGAGAACCUCCAGGCAUGUGAGGAUGCACCACCCAGUGCGGCCCAUUUCCGGUUCUACCAGAUCGAGGGGGAUCGGUACGACUACAACACAGUCCCUUUCAACGACGACGACCCCAUGAGCUGGACUGAAGACUACUUGGCCUGGUGGCCCAAGCCAAUGGAGUUCAGGGCUUGCUACAUCAAGGUGAGGAUUGUGGGGCUGCCGGAGAUAAACGUGCGGUCCCGUAACAUGGGGGGCACCCACCGGCGGACAGUGGGGAAGCUGUAUGGAAUCCGGGAUGUGAGGAGCACACGGGACAGGGACCAGCCCAACGUCUCCUCUGCCUGCUUGGAGUUCAAGUGCAGCGGGAUGCUCUACGACCAGGACCGUGUGGACCGCACGCUGGUGAAGGUCAUCCCCCAGGGCAGCUGCCAACGAGCCAGUGUAAACUCUAUGCUGCAUGAGUACCUGGUCAACCACCUACCGCUGGCGGUCAACAACGACACCAGCGCAUACACCAUGCUGGCGCCCUUGGACCCACUGGGCCACAACUAUGGCAUCUACACUGUCACUGACCAGGACCCUCGCACGGCCAAGGAGAUUGCGCUCGGCCGGUGCUUUGAUGGCACAUCCGAUGGCUCCUCCAGAGUCAUGAAGGCCAAUGUGGGAGUGGCCCUCACCUUUAACUGCGUAGAGAGGCAGGUGGGCCGUCAGAGUGCCUUCCAGUACCUCCAGAGCACCCCGGCCCAGCCCUCCCCUGCAAGCAGUAUCAGGGGAAGAGUGCCCUCAAGGAGGCAGCGGGCAAGCCAGGGUAGCCAGCGUGGAGGGGUGGCCUCUCUGAGGUUUCCUGGGGCUGCUCAGCAGCCUCUGAGCGACUGA
Rangifer tarandus platyrhynchus (Svalbard reindeer) is the source of this 3549-nucleotide messenger RNA. Lineage: Eukaryota; Metazoa; Chordata; Mammalia; Artiodactyla; Cervidae. The record is from the annotation of a GenBank genome assembly.